AUCUACCUGCAAAAAAAAACAACAAAACAAAAAACUUGACAAACUUGGUUAUCUUUUUUUUCCCCUUUAAAGCUGCUUUUAAAAUUGUGAAGGGUUGGCUUGGCCCUGAUGCAAUAAGUAUGCUAAAAUUCACGAACAAGAGUGAUGUGCAGGAAUACAUCAGUGGAGAAUAUUUGCCACCUCACAUGGGUGGAACUGAUUCUUUCAAGUACAGUUAUCCUCCACUGGUAGACGAUGACUUUCAAACGCCUUUAUGUGAAAAUGGGCCUAUCACGAGUGAAGAUGAACAUGAAAGUAAAGAAGAGAUAGAUAGUGAUACCAAGGAACCUGGAGAUCUGAAUGAAGAACAAAAUCUUAAUCAGAAAAAGAUGAAUUCUGUAGAACAAAUUUCCAAGUCAGAGGAAAAUGACAAAACAGAGUUCAAACCAAAGAAUGCAAAGAAAGCACUAGCCACUUUUAAAGGACCUUUGUUACAUAUCAGUCCUGCAGAAGAACUAUAUUUUGGAUCCAAAGAAACUGGAGAGAAAAAGUGUUUGAUAGUUCUGACAAAUGUCACUAAAAACGUAGUAGCUUUUAAGGUAAGAACGACUGCUCCUGAAAAAUACAGAGUUAAACCCAGUAACAGCAGCUGUGAACCCGGCACAUCAUUAGACAUAAUAGUCUCUCUUCAUGGUGGUUUUUCAGCUUCUCUGCAGGAUCGUUUCCUUAUAAUGGCUGCAGAAAUGGACCAGUCUUCUGGAUCAGGUGUACCAGAACUGGCUCAGUUUUGGAAAGAAGUCCCUAGGACCAAAGUGAUGGAACAUAGGCUCAGGUGUCAUGUCAUAGAAAGCAGUAAGCCUUCUACUCUGACAUUAAAAGAAAAUGCACUAAAUAUUCCAGCAAAAACCAAUGAAGAUUUACAUAUGCAGCUAACUCAUUUACUGCAAAUUAAUAAAAGACUUCAAGAGCAGAUUGAUCGCUGCCUUUGGUUCCAGCAGUUGUCAGUUGUUUUAUCAUCAUUAUCAGUUACUAUUGUUGCCUUCUGCUUCUACCUGGCAUAUAGCCAGAGAAGCUAAAAAGAACCGCGUUGUGCUAAAGAUGCUGCCUAUCAUGGUUGUCUGGAGUGGAAAUGAUUGCUGCACUACACUCAGAUUCUGGAACUGCCACCAUGAGGUUUGUGAGCCCACAGCAACGGAUGAGUUUGCUGACCGAUGAAGUAAGCGACCAACAAAGCGAGUUACUGAGAGUGGACACUUGGAACAGCGUGUGAAGGAGGUGAUAGAGCUGGCAGUUUUAUUUCCGCUAUACAACUUAACAAAUACUACUGAAUUGGAAGAAGAAAACCAAAUACAACAACAUAAUUUAAAACUUUAGUUGCUUUUUUCCUCAAGUACUUUAAAUACAGUAUUUCAGUUAUUUUCAUCAUAUUCAUUCCUACAUUCAAAAUUACUCUUACAGAAGAUGUAAGCAUCUGCUUGAUGUAUUCUAAAGUUUCACGUGUUCUUUCAGGAAAAUCUACAGAAAUUAUGUGCCAUGGGCAGAUUUUUUGUAUAAUCUAUGUACAGUCUGGUAUAAAGGAAGAUAUCUGUUAGUAAUUAUUUUCAGGGCCAUUGCUUUCUUUAAUUAAUUUUUUUUUUUUUUUUCCUGAAAGCAAGCAUAUUGCAAACAUUUUCUACCAAAUAACAUACGCACAGCCAUAUUGACCAGCAAAAUAAUUGUGGCUUGAUUCCAAAAAUAGUAAUGAAAUAGUCAUGCUGAGACACUGUUCCUAUUCCCUCCCUGUUUAUUUUUUUUAUGUUUUUUUUUUUUUGGAAGCAGCUCUUAGUAAAAUUGCAGGAGGAGAGUGACAGUUGGCUUUUGAUGACCAAGUUACGGUUCCUAAAAAGGCUAAUAAAUAGUGUAAGGACUGACUCUGAAAUGUGCAAUAUGCUUAAAUCACAGAUGAAUUUAUGAAAAACUUCAAGCCAGGAAGAUUAAGUAUUACUGAAGGUGAUAUGAAAGUGUUAUUUCUACCAUUUCUCAGAAAAUAUUGUAAAAAUGGUUUAUGAAGCUAGCAUUACUUUGUUCUAACAAGAAUUCUUUGUAUUCGUGGCUGUAAAUAUGUACAUUAAAAUGCUAAACACCGUAAAGGAGAUUGAUGGUAUCUUUCAUAAAUUUGAUUUUUUUAACUGUAGAUGAUGUCUAAUUUGUUUACUGAAAUUAAUUUUUGCUACAAUUUAGCGUUGUAGUAGAUUUAGCUUUGGUUUGUUGAUUUCAAUAGAUAAUACAAGAUUAUUGGGGAAAAGUAAAGGUCAUAAUCUGCUUCUGUCUUUUUGGUGAUGGUAUCUCUCCAGUUCGCUGUAGUUGUAGUAUCAUUUCUAGGGAAUAGAGAAGGACAGUUUAGAAAAUGUGUUAAUAAACUGAUUAGCUAAUAAAGCAGGAGUGGUUCAAAGUGAUUACUAAAAACAACUGUGUAAAAGGCAAAUUGUCAGAACUGGUGCAUGGUCUUCUGUCCUUUCAUAACUUAUACCUUAUUUUACCAUAGUCUGAGUUUCUUAAUUUUUCAUUUAUCUAAUUUCUGUACAUUUUCCUUCUCAAUAUUUUUUUCUGAAUGAAUUCACAGCUUACAUUGUUCACUGUUAACUGUUGAAUGUUUAAGUUAUUUUCGUGUGCACAAAAUUCAGAUGCUUUGCUUCCAACAAAAUGGGUUGUUGUCUUAUUGAGAAAAGUAACAAAGUGAUUUAUAACUUCCAGAUAAUAAUUACUAGCCAUGCUAUUAAAUUGCUGAUUCCUUAAUUUGAGUGGAUUGAAUAGCACUUUACUGUAAAAUUGUGAGAAAUAUAUUCUUACAGUCUUUGCCAAUAUGAAUAUUUUAAUGUUUUGGUGCUUUCAUAAAUAUUUUCUGUAUUUUA
Molecule: messenger RNA, 2870 nt
Organism: Centrocercus urophasianus (Greater sage-grouse)
Lineage: Eukaryota; Metazoa; Chordata; Aves; Galliformes; Phasianidae
Product: motile sperm domain-containing protein 2-like
Exons: 8
Source: RefSeq, a predicted model, not a curated record